ACACACACACACAGACACAGAGUGGAGCGCGCGCGCACGCACGCGGACACGCUCGCAGCCCAGCGGACGGGAAGCAGCGCAUCCCCGGAGGCACGAGACGUCGUUCGCGAGCGCAGCGCCGUUCCGUCCGCGAAGCGUCCGCGCGCGACAUGUAACAUAAAGCGCCGUUUCCCAGGUGUUUCGUUAGGAAAAAAUAAUACUAAUAAUAAAAAAAAAAACAGGAGUCCAGACAGCGCGAUCCGGAGGAGGACACACAGUGACACACACACACACACAGCACUGCCGGCUCGGAGCGCUUUCAGGAGUGUGUGUGUGGGGGGGGUGUGUGUGUUUAGCGCGUCUCGCCGCGUCCCGACCGCCGCAGCCCCGCAGCCAUGUCAGAGUACAGCAACCUUCUCAGUGACCUGUCGGAGAACAUCACCAAAGAGGACCUAGACCAGCUCAAAUCUGCCUGCAAGGAGGACAUCCCUGAGGACCAGAGCAAUGCCAUCACCACUUCCUCUGAGUGGUUCAGCUACUUGGAGAAGAACGAGAAGUUGGCUCAUGACAACCUGUCUUACAUCGAGCACAUCUUCGAAAUCUCGCGGCGCCCCGACCUGUUAACGCGUGUCAUUGAGUACCGGACCACCGUACUCAAGAUCUCCGAGGAUGAGGAGAUUGACACCAAGCUCACCCGCAUUCCCUCUGCCAAGAAGUACAAAGACAUCAUUCGCCAGCCAUCGGAAGAUGAGAUCAUCAAACUGGCCCCUCCACCGAAGAAGGCCGUGUGAAGGCCUAGUUCUACAGCAGUGUAUCGCACCCGAUCACCAUAGCCCCGCCGCCUUCCACCCCGCCCCCGGUGCCGCUCCCUGCCUCCACUAACACGCCGUAGUGGCACUAACAGCCGCCGCCCAACCAGCCCAUCAGAUUUUCGACUAGCGACCCUUCUAUGGACCCAAAAGAAGAAUGGUUUGACCAAGGGAGAGGAACAGAGGAAAACCACUUCCAAGCCCCUGUGCCUGUGGACUUCCAUCACACACCAUCAGCAAAGACGCGUGUGUUUGUGUAUGUGUGUGCAUGCGUGAACCCAGGAGUAAUUGCCUAAAUAUAUAUCAUAGCAAUGUGCUGAAACAUUAAAAAUGCAUCUGGCAAAGUCACGUAACAUCGUGACAUGGGUGACCUUCUGUCGGCGACCCCUGCCGCGGAGCCGAGGGGCUCCUGCCUCGUGUUUCCGAGAGCGUGGGAUCGGUGUGUCGAGCUGCUUUUUCGUGUGUUAUACAUUUUAUUCCCACUGACACAACUGAUGUGGCCAUCUGUUUAAACACACAGUCCCCGCAGAUUAAAAGUCAAACGCAAAAUCAAACGUGUUUCACUUUAACGUUUAAAACCGAUAUUUGCCUUUAUUGGGGUAUAACCAUCCCAAACUGUAAAAUCCUUUAUUAUGCUGACUUGGUAUGGCUGAAUAUGACAUAACUGGGUGAAUAUCAUGAACUAAGAGGAAUAACCAUUAUAACCUAAAUAAUAUUAACAUACUGUAAUGCUUUAUAAUAUAUGAAUUACCCGAUAUAUCAACUGUUGACUGUGACAUGAAUACUUUAAAUGCAUAUUGUUUUGCACAGUUAACAAGCUGGAAUGUAAAGUGUUUUUCUCAGCUUGUACGAUUCCACAUUUUGUGUUACGCUGCCAUCGCCGCCCUAAAGUGGACCUCAACCACUUUUUAAUCUACUUUACUUUAAAAUCCAGGCUAUAAAGAAACAGUGCGAAAACGAUUCUUUUCAUAAUAUAUUGAAAUAUUUCGCAGUGCACCCAUGUUCCUUUAAAAUGAAUAUGUUCAAUAGGAGUAAAAUUCUGAGAUUUAUUUUUUAAAAAUGUUUCAAGGGGAAAGACGUUUAUCUGCUUUCUUUAACUCGAUUCAGAGCAAGGCAAAUAUAUGGACGCAUAUGAACAUGCGUUCCUCCCGGGGGCUCAUGCCAAGAAAGUGGAGAUUUAAGAGCAGACGUGCUAUUGGUCCGUUGAGAAAAAUAUUUUUUGGCCGUAUCUUGUAAUGAUGAAGUUCAGCUGGGAAGUGCACACUAGAGCAGAUGUGAGAUAGAAAAAAAAUAUACGCACUGUGUAUCGGUGGGGAUUUUCUUCCUGUUCUGAACGUGUAAAUAUAGUGUUUCUGCCACAACUUAGCCAUUAGUACCCUGUCCUUUUGGGAAGAGGCUGUGUGAGCCGGGAUUCAGCAAGGAGCUGCACUUUCUGACCGACCCUCUGUUAGUACACUGAUGCAUCGUAGCCAGACUGUUGAAUAAAACACUCGAUCACUGUGUCUUUAGCACGCGAUGAAGCCUUAACAGAUUUACCUGUUCACCCAGCCCCCCCCCACCAACCCAGCUGCCGCACCUGGUGCCAAGGAUCCAGUCUUGGACUUUGAUUUUCAUUUUCUGCUCUGAGAUCACAGUUGUGCUUCUUGCAUUUAUUGCUGCAGAGGGGACUGUCAGCAGCUCCACCCUCUAUGCAUUGCGGUCCGUGCCAGGCGGAUUACCGCGGUGUCUGGUGUCCCACGCAUGCCUGCUGCUGUCCGUUUUACGGUUCUCGCUCUCGUACUUCGAGAACUGGGGGGGGGGAAGAAAAACAAAAAAAAUCUGCAGGCAAAACCACGGGUGCCAUAUUUCUCUGCCCACCGAGCUUCUUUACCCCAUUUUGUACCAUUUUACCUUAUUCUGGUGGGUUUUUGUACAUUCAAACCGCAGCAGAGCUAAAUUAUAUAAAUUCUCCACAGAAAUGGCUCUGAUGGCUGAACAUGGUGACGGUAGGCAGGUGGAAAGGUGCAUCCUGCCGUGAUGUGGUUCACGUGUGACUGCAUGGUUCAUGUGUGACCGCAUGCUUGGUUCUACAGAGGCGUGUGAUGUCCCACAAGUCCGUUCAGGGUAGAGCGCUUCCCCUUUGCUUUCCUUUACCCUGGUCGAUGGGGACGUGCGCGUUGGCUUGUUCCACGUAUUUAUUUUCAUUGAGUGUAAAGGAUUUCUAAUUGUGUCAUUUUCUAUUUUUGUGCAGCGGUGGUCUUAAAAUCUUCAGCGCUCAGUUGAAGGACAAACGUAUUUUUAGGAGCCUAAGCUUAGGUCGUCGUGAGGUCGACAGUGGAGGUGUUCUUGUCUUCUAAGGUGUUUGUAAGUGUCAGAUCUGUGGAGUUUGAUGUUUGUGCCGAAGUGAUAGAUAUUUUCUUGCACUAAAAUCUGCCCAGUGGAUGUAUGUUCGACAGCACUGUGUCAUACCUUGUAGUUACGUAGAUUUAGGAGACGAAACGCACACGUUUGUUACAGGUGAUCAGGGUUAGACUCGAACGUUAAGGCAGCGUAAUACUGCGUUCAAACCGUGUGUCCUAAUACAGGUCAAACAUUAGAGGUUAGAAAAAAAUUUAAAUUCUGGAAAAAUUUUGUAGUCCGCUGUAGUCGGUGAGAUUAGACGUAACUUGAAGGACCGAGGACUUUGACUGUAAUAUUGAGUUGUUUUUAUGAGUUGAGCACGUUGAGAAUCUGUAACAUCUUGAUUUUCUGUAUUUUGUCAACCGACGAGCUCUAAACAAAUUUGUUAUCCGCUUAAACAUUUCCAGCGUUACAACAUAUCACUUUUUUAAUCUUAUAUCAUUGGUAACUGAAGGCCCAUUACACUCAUAAACCAGAAUUGCAGGUUUUGUUUGUUUUUGUCUGAAGAAAACCCACCGUAGUUGUAUGUUUUUGCUUUUUAUUUAGCUGUACGUACUGUGACUUUUUUUUCCUGUGUGUUUUGUUAUUGACUCGUUUAUUUAAUGCAAGUAUGUUUUGAUAUCGUGCAUAUGAAGUCGUAACUGGACACAAAUUACGGGGACAAAGAAAAAAAAUGCGAGACAUAAUCCUAGAAAAUUUAAACCAAUGUUGAAAACUUGUGAACUCGAGCUGGACAGUUGCUUUCAGGAUAUAUUGUAUCGAUACGCUGUAUUAGUUCCACUCGUUGCUUGAUGAGAUUGUGGUGAUAAAUUGCCUUGGAUCACAGCAAAUUCCAGUAAGUGUUUUUGAUGCAGUUUUUUUUUCUUUUUUAAAGUGUUUUGCAUGAGAAGAAGGAAAUAGUUUGGAAGGUUAUGAAGAACAGCCUGCUCAUCUAAAAUCCCCCAACACAUCUUCAUCAGAGUGUCAAAAUGGCCAUGAAUUUGUUUACACUGGGACUGGCGGUCCAUGGGUUGUGGGAAGUGUGAUUUUUACUGUGAUUGUCACUGUUGACUAGAAGGACAUGAAGCUGUGACAGGAGGUGGCACUUUAAUAGUUUGAUGGGUCAAGUUGCGUUCGUGUGAAUGUGCAUGAUGUGGGCGCAUCCCUCCGCAUACAUGAAUUUCAUCUGCGGUUAUUACCCCGGCAAUGGCCUCUAACUGGUGAAAGCUAGAGCCGAGGUGCGGCGAGACGACAGGUGGCAGUCGGCACGACUCAUCGCGUCCGGUCCAAUUGUUAAGAAUUGGCGACUGAGGAAUUCAAGAUACUGUGGAGACCUAAUAAAAGUCCCCGUGGAUACAGCUCGACUCCAAUGCCGUCUGAUCCCAGCAGGCGCGCCUCAUGGCGCCAGUUAUGUGCAGAAUACUGGAGAAAAGAGAGGGAAGAAAAACGAAUAAAUUAUCAUUGCGUAUUAAUAGGCGAGACGCGCGGCCCCGCCGCCGGAGGUCCGUGAUUUGAACGGUUGAGACUCCGAACUACUUAAAAUGCAAAUUAAAGUUUACAGCGAGCUUUCGUGCCAGACGGAUGUGCCAAGUCGCUUUAGUUGCAGAACUGCAAGUAUCACUUGAGCUAAUAAUACUAUUAGGUCUGCAGCUCUCCAAGGAAAAGGCCGGAGAAGCAGCACGAUAACCAGAGAGAUUUCAGUGUUUGUUUACUUAUGUAGAAUUAGUGUCUCGGUGUGGUUUGUGCUGCUCGUUGUGUCCCGCUCACCUCCAGCAGAUGCUCCGUGUCUUUCCCACGUGGGAAGGGUACCCAGGGUGUGGGCUUCUUCACUUAACACGCAAACUGAACCGCAUUUGCUAUUUCUACUAUUCACAGUUAUGGAGUUUUGGGUUUAAAUUAUGGCUGUAAAUGUUUGCCGUGACCGUAGACAGACGUAUGAGGUCAGCAAAGGCGUUUAGAGGGUUAGAUUAUGGAUUAUUGAGAAUUAGAUGAUAGAUUAUAGAGGGUUAGAUGAAAUAUUAAUGAGGGUUAGAUUAUGGAUUUUUGAGGGUUCGAUGAUUUUUUUAUCUUGCUCUGUAUGGAAACUGAGGCUUGGAAACUGAUAAGGUGGGUUUUUCACUGCAGCAGGUGUCUGUCAGUGCAAUGAAGGGAACGUGUAGACAAUGAGUCCUCAGUUAGAGAACCUGAAGGUGUUUGUCACAAAAUGCAAAAGUUAAAAUAUUUAACACACAGGGGAGGUAAAAAAAAAGUUCUGGAGCAGUUCCGGAAAUCCUUUCCUUUUCCCCAGAUUUAAACUAAGAGGAGAAAUGGACCUGUACGGCAGACUCUGGGUUCUUGCCAUUCUCUCAUUCCGAAUUUGUCCCUCUUUUCCUGCACGGUGGUCCCUGCUGAGGGUCCAGGUGGGACGUGAACACAGAGCGCUGCCUUUCCUUCUUAACUCCUUAAUGCAGAUAUGAGACAUUUCAUUCCUUGUCGCCCCUCACAGGUUGGACGUGGUAGCGGACAUCCUCUGCGUGUGUUAAUUUGUUUUUCCACUGGAGAAAAGAAAUAUAUAUUUUGCAUUGAUAGAAACUAGAAAAAUAAAUAUUGAGAACAGUUU
Scleropages formosus (Asian bonytongue) is the source of this 5745-nucleotide messenger RNA. Its product is annotated as astrocytic phosphoprotein PEA-15-like. Gene Ontology annotation, molecular function: protein binding. Gene Ontology annotation, biological process: MAPK cascade; regulation of apoptotic process. The transcript is spliced from 4 exons. NCBI's taxonomy places the organism in Eukaryota, Metazoa, Chordata, Actinopteri, Osteoglossiformes, Osteoglossidae. The record is from RefSeq and is a predicted model, not a curated record. Bases 375 to 770 code for a protein of 131 amino acids.